AUGUUUGCUUGUGCGCGCUGUGGAUCGAAAGGCCUUUUAAAGAGACCAAAGACGGGCGAUGUUCUCUGUCGCGAUUGUUUCCUCUGGUGUUUUGAGGAGGAGGUUCAUUGGACAAUAACUUCUGCAAGACUUCUCCGCCGCGGUGAUAAGGUGGCUAUCGGAGCUUCUGGUGAUUCAACUGUUCUUUCUUACGUGAUGAAAUUGUUGAACGACCGCUAUGAUUACGGUGUUGAACUAAUCCUCCUCUCCAUUGACGAAGGAAUUACGGGCUAUCGGGACGACUCUCUAGAGACGGUGAAGCGUAACAAGAAGCAGUUUGGAUUGCCAUUGAAGGUGCUCUCCUACAAGGACCUCUACGGUUGGUCUAUGGAUGACAUUGUUCAGAAAAUCGGCUUGAGAAAUAAUUGUACCUUUUGUGGUGUCUUUCGUCGACAAGCCCUUGAUCGAGGAGCAGCACUUGUGGGUGCCAAUAAAAUAUGUACUGGACACAAUGCUGACGAUAUGGCCGAGACUAUUAUGAUGAAUGUGCUCAGAUGCGAUAUAGGUCGUCUCAAACGAUGCACGGAUAUCAUCACUGGGGCAGACGGAAAUUUGCCAAGAUUCAAACCAUUCAAGUAUGCCUACGAAAAGGAAAUAGUCAUGUAUGCCCACGUGCGAAAGCUGGACUACUUCUCAACGGAGUGCAAGUACGCACCGAAUGGUUACCGGGGCCAUGUUAGAGCCUACAUCAAAGACUUGGAAAAACUGCGCCCACGAAGUAUCCUUGAUGUCAUCUCUUCUGGAGAACAAAUGAUCAUCAGAGAGGAUGUGAAGGUCCCCGUCCAGGGUAUGCUUCUGACUCCUCGCGUUGAUAUCAUGUUUGGUUGUUUUGUAGGAAACUGCGCUGUUUGCGGGUACAUUUCUAGCCAGAGGUUCUGCCAGGCCUGUAUUCUCCUCAAAACGCUUAAUGACGGCCUUCCAAAAAUUGCAAUCGGUGAAGGUGUUGUCAUACGACGGCCGCGUUCAAAGAAAAUCACCGAGGAAGUCGCCAAGUCCCUGAACGAAAUAGCCCUUGAAAAAUGUGCUACUUGUGACAGUCUGUCUGCCCCAUGA
Molecule: messenger RNA, 1092 nt
Organism: Echinococcus granulosus
Lineage: Eukaryota; Metazoa; Platyhelminthes; Cestoda; Cyclophyllidea; Taeniidae
Product: Cytoplasmic tRNA 2-thiolation protein
Exons: 6
Coding region: 1-1092 (363 amino acids)
Biological process (GO): tRNA wobble position uridine thiolation
Cellular component (GO): mitochondrion; cytosolic tRNA wobble base thiouridylase complex
Molecular function (GO): tRNA binding
Source: RefSeq, a predicted model, not a curated record